AAUUGUUGUUGUUUUUUUUUGCCGUCGCAGUGCAAGCACGUCGGUAACGGAAAUUCUUGUCAACAUUUUUCGCGCUCUACGUUUUAACGGCGCCCGGUCGUCGUCGCCGUUGCUGCCGUUGAACACCGUCAAGCGCAGCGGCGUCGCAUCAAGCAAAAACCUGAAAUAAGAAAAAGAUUUAAAACAAAUAAAUAAAUACGAGAAGACUGCACCGUUCUGCCUUAAGCGUCGCGCCGCCGCCAGCAGAAGCAACGGCAGAGGAAGUGUGAAGUGAAAGGGGAAAAGGAGAAAACGAGAGCAAAGGAAACGGAAAGAAAGCAAAGAAUAACAUUUAAAGCCAAGCAAUCAUCACAAUGGGCUCGUACAUCGAACUGUUGGGAUUGUUUGUGCUGCUGAUGCUGCCCUUCCUGUACGAGACGAAUCACAUAUUUCGCUAUUAUUUUAAAUUUCUCAUCUAUUAUGGGAUCGUAUCGUUCAACGCGAUCAUUUUAAUACCGGCUUUUCUCAUACGGCCCUGUGAUGUCCGCAAUUUACUGUGGGCGAGCACCUGGUGUCAUCGGGUGACAACAUUAAUUGGACUUCGCUGGGAGUUGCGGGGCAAGGAGCAUCUGGAGAAAGAUCAGGCCUGCAUCAUAGUGGCCAAUCAUCAGAGCUCGCUGGAUGUGCUGGGCAUGUUCAACAUAUGGCAUGUGAUGAACAAGUGCACGGUGGUUGCCAAGCGUGAACUAUUUUAUGCCUGGCCCUUUGGAUUGGCUGCUUGGUUGGCCGGCUUGAUAUUCAUUGAUCGUGUGCGUGGGGAGAAGGCACGAGAAACAUUGAAUGCUGUGAAUCGUCGGAUCAAGAAGCAACGCAUCAAGUUAUGGGUAUUUCCGGAGGGAACACGUCGCAAUACCGGCGAAUUGCAUCCAUUUAAAAAGGGCGCCUUUCAUAUGGCCAUCGACCAGCAGAUACCCAUUUUGCCGGUUGUCUUCAGCUCCUAUUGCUCAUUCCUCAACGAUAAGAAAAAGAUAUUGAAUGCGGGACGCAUUGUAAUUACCACAUUGCCGCCGAUCAGCACCGAGGGAUUAACCAAAGAUGAUAUCGAUACGUUAAUGGAACGUGUGCGCGCUCAGAUGACCGAAACAUUUAAGUUGACAUCCGCCGAGAUGUUGCAACGUUACAAGCCCCAUAAAACGCCUCCGAAACCGCCGGCGGUUGUUAACGGUGCCGCAGAUGCUGUGGCCGCUGUUGCUGCUGUGGCAAACAGUUCGGCGGGCUAUGCACAGUUGCAUGUCGGUGCCGCUGCCGCUGCCGCCUCGUAUGAGACAUACAAGAGCAGCGCAGCCAGCAAAGCGACCAUGCUCAAGACACUGUAGACAGACACGACUUACCUGGACACAGCCAGGACUAAAUAGCACCUUAACCUCUUAUGACAUGCACGUGUCGACUGUCGAGACUUAAUUCGUAGGCAACAGCAAAAAAACAAAAGCAAAACACAGCAAAAACAUACCAAAAACAAAAUGUAGACAAAGCUCUUAAAGCACACUAUGCAACAAGGUUUAUUUUAUUAGCUAUUCCGAUCCUUUCCUUCAAAUUGUUUGUCUUUUCUAAGCUAUCUUUACUAAUUUGUAACCAAUUGCAUUCUCUUGGUUGGAAAAGGGCUGAGGAAACUGCUUGUUCAACCUAUAAUCCCAUUUUAAAGCGUGAGAACUUUUUCAGUGAAUUAUGAAAGAAAAUUCUGAUUGUACUUCAACUUAACUUAACUUUAUCAUUAAAUCAACUAUAAAAGGAUUUGCAACGCCGGGUUACAUUAGCAAAUAUAUCUCUCAAAAUCCUCAUGGGAGUUACUUAUGAUCUCCUGAGUUUAAUACAAGUUUUUGACUUCCACUAGUUUGUUUUGAAUACAAUCUCUUCUAGUAUUAUCGAACUUAUCAAGAGAUAUGUAUGCAUAAGCAAGCUUUAUAUGAAUUUUUCCAUUUCAUAAAAGUAUUUAAAAUUGUUUCCUAAAUUAUGUACGUGUUCAUUUUGUUGCAUAGUGUUUAUCUUAUGCAUAAUAUAAUAAUAUACAGCACAUAAAGCUAUAACUAAAAUUACAUACGAACAAUAAUCUAUGUCUUAGCGAAAACAUUUCUAACGAAUUUUUUCAACACAACACACAAGAAAUGGCAAAAAAUAUCGUAUUUUUUUUACUUAGACAUACCAAAAACGUAAAAACGAAAAGAAAAACCAAAAAACUAUGAAAAAUUAAGUAAAGAAAAAUGUUAACUUGUAACCAAAGUUAUGUGAACAUACUCUAACAAUUGGUUAGAGGGGUCCAACAUACCCAGUUUUGAUAGCGUUCUCCGAAAUGCGCUCAAUAUUGUUUGUAUAUAGCCGACAAAAUAAAUGUGGCAUUAUCUUAGCCUCAAGAACAUUUUGAAGAGCGCUUUAUUAACUUGGCCUGCCGAUGUUAUAUUUUUUAUUUGUAUUAUUUUUUAAUAUAAACUUAAAUAUUACUUUUACAUAGCAUUAUUAUAAUAAUUUUUUUUGUGUUUAUUUUCUGGUAAUUUUAAAUGAAUUAAUGAAUUAUUGAGAUUAAAAUGACAUCUAUUUAUGUAUUGUAAUCCAGUAUAAGUAUAUCCUAAUAAUAAUGUUUUAAACUCAAUGUUGUAAAUACGACUCGAGACAGACGGAGAUGAAUAGACAACAAACUCACAUAGAGAGAGAUAGAGUGAGAAAAAGGCACGCUCAGUUGCGGUUUAUUUUAAAAACAAAUCUAAAAAAUAAAAUACUAAUAUUAAAUACACCUUUUUUUGCUAAUA
Messenger RNA from Drosophila innubila, 2780 nucleotides. RefSeq names its product 1-acyl-sn-glycerol-3-phosphate acyltransferase alpha (gene Agpat1). The record is from RefSeq and is a predicted model, not a curated record. NCBI's taxonomy places the organism in Eukaryota, Metazoa, Arthropoda, Insecta, Diptera, Drosophilidae. The transcript is spliced from 4 exons. Bases 354 to 1355 code for a protein of 333 amino acids. Gene Ontology annotation, cellular component: membrane; endoplasmic reticulum. Gene Ontology annotation, molecular function: 1-acylglycerol-3-phosphate O-acyltransferase activity. Gene Ontology annotation, biological process: phosphatidic acid biosynthetic process.